UCCACGACAGCGACAGGAAUAAUCCUAAACCGAUGGUCUACCAUUCGAGAUGUGGUGGGCCCACACGCCGAUCACUGGCCUUCCCGCUUGAAAUUUCACAUGCCUGAAUUGGAUGAUACACGCUUGCUGCUAAAGGCUGAGCAGCGUCGCCAAGAUCACGACCCACCACUGUUCGGAAAACUUACAGCUGUUGCGGUCAUGAGAACCCAAGAUAAUGGUUUGAUAGCGGCUAGCUUCUGCGGGAAGAAGAGACUGCAGAAGUGUAUCGAGGCGGCCCGGGAUGAAUCGACAGCACCAAAGUUUCAACUAUUCUACAUUACUAUGAGCGCCACCGGAACGCUUCACAUUGCCGCCGACGUGUUCCAGGAACUCGCGUUGUGCUAUGAUAUCCCGGUGGCAUUCAUCAACUCAGUACUUGACUACGGGGGUGAACCUCGGUAUACCGCCUUUGGAAGUAGGCCGCCGCGUGCUGAAAAAAUACAAGUUUUCUGGUACACACUCCCGAUCCGACUUGCACUGGACUGUACUACAGAGGCUGGCGGAGAACAACUUGUCGCCGAUCUCACACGGGACUGUACUACAAAUCAUCACGGAGAACACUCAGACGCCAAUCCGGGUUCCGAUUACCUACAUCUUGACACACAGAAAACCGACAUCGGACAGUUUGACUUGGCCGUAUUUUGCAGACACAAUCUUCUCGAAAAAACGACGGCCGUCAUUUGCGUCUACUUGUGCUCUGGCUUACUCGAGUCAGCGGAAGUCACCAAGCAGCGAGUGCUACAUGCAUUGGACGACGGUGGUAUGGGAAUGAUUGAUCGGAACCCCCUUUGGGUAAACAUCGUCUACAUAAGCAUGGCUGUGCAUUUCUGGAAGGUGACAUUUGAGUAUGUCGCGUCGGAGUUAAAUAGCGAUGAGAAAGAAGUCGCGCACAUGUUAGUAAAUCAAGCGCAGCUUCGCGUGGUAGAGGACACGACGUCAGCGAAAUACAAAAAGCUUCAUACCAUGGACGCGCAUUGCCAACGCUACAAGAUGGAGCUUGCAACGAUCUCAGCAGUGAUUGUUGGGAUGAUGCGGGAACACAAGGUCAUGUCUGAGCAGUUAAAGUUGGAUGUCCAUGAAGCCCAACGUGUUGGGAGCGCGUUCAAACAACAGCUUGCCGAGACUACUGCCCUCACCAUGGCACAGGAGGACAUGGAGAGAAGGAUACGGAAUCUGUUGACCGUGAAUAACAGUUAUUCCAUUCCAUCCAAGCUGCAAAUGACCGGCAACAGAUCGCGAAUGGCAAAGCACUCCAAAAGAUCUCAGUCGCCAACCAAAACGAGGUCAAACAAACGACGAAGAACAGCCGAGUGAUGAAAACGAUUGCCAUAAUGACGAUGACGUUUCUGCCUGGAACCAGUGUCGCGGCUCUAUUCGCUCUUCCAUAUUUCGAGCACACCGCUGUCCAUUCAACAUGGUGGAUAUGGGCCGUGGUCGCGAUAGCCUUGACCGGGAUAGUUCUUGUGCUCUACCAUUUCAUCACGUUCGUAGCGGAGCAUCGAGCCGGCGCCGAAGAAAAGGAUAGUAUGCUCGGCGACGAAGAGGAAGCCGGAAUGGCUGGCAUGAAAAGGGAUCCUUCUGUGGGCGUCACUAACAUCCGGAAGUAUAUGAAAGAUUAUCUCCUGUUUUAUGUAUUUAGGAAGAGCCUUUAGCAG
This is a messenger RNA of Tricharina praecox, 1694 nucleotides long. RefSeq lists its product as uncharacterized. The transcript has 8 exons. Bases 100 to 1353 code for a protein of 417 amino acids. The record is from RefSeq and is a predicted model, not a curated record. NCBI's taxonomy places the organism in Eukaryota, Fungi, Ascomycota, Pezizomycetes, Pezizales, Pyronemataceae.